AUGAAGCUCCAGGCUGCAGGUUUGGUCUCCGUGUUCCUGCUCUCUCUGCUCUCAGCUGGGUGCUGGGGCAGGAACGAGGAGGAGCGUCUGAUCCACUACCUGUUCAAAGAAAAAGGAUAUAUUAAAGAGCUGCGGCCUGUGGAGAGGCAGCAGGACGCCGUGGACGUUUACCUCGCUCUCACACUCUCUAACCUCAUCUCCCUGAAAGAGGUCGACGAGACGCUCCUGACGAACGUAUGGAUCGAUCAUUCGUGGACCGACUACCGGCUGUCGUGGAAUGUGACGGAGUUUGACGGCAUCGAGAUGCUCCGUCUCCCGUCCAGCAUGGUGUGGCUGCCAGAGAUCGUGCUGGAGAACAAUAACGACGCUCAGUUCGAGGUGGCUUACUACUGCAAUGUUCUGGUGGAUUACAGCGGUCUCUGCUACUGGUUACCUCCCGCCAUCUUCCGCUCCUCCUGCUCUAUCAACGUCAACUACUUCCCCUUUGACUGGCAGAACUGCUCACUCAAAUUCGUCUCUCUGACCUACAACGCCAAAGAGAUCAGGAUGCUGCUGAAGGAGGAGGCAAGUGAUGAUGACAAAUACACAGUGGAGUGGAUCAUCAUCGACCCUGAAGGCUUCACUGAGAACGGCGAGUGGGAGAUCAUCCACCGGCCGGCCAGGAAAAACACUUACAAGCACAUUCCCAUGGAGAGCAACAAGCACCAGGACAUCACCUUCUACCUGGUCAUCAAACGCAAACCUCUCUUCUACAUCGUCAACAUCAUCAUCCCCUGUGUGCUCAUCUCCUUCCUGGCCUCCCUCGUCUACUACCUGCCCGCUGACAGUGGUGAGAAGAUGACCUUGUCUAUCUCGGUGCUGCUGGCUCAGUCUGUCUUCCUGCUGCUGAUCUCUCAACGACUGCCAGAGACGUCCAUGUCUGUCCCACUUAUUGUCAAAUACUUGAUGUUCAUCAUGGUGUUGGUGACGGUGGUGGUGUUGAACUGCGUGGUCGUCCUCAACCUUCACUUCAGGACACCGAGCACUCACAUCAUGUCUGAGUGGACCAAGACGUUCUUCCUGGAGCGGCUGCCCCGUAUCCUGCGUAUGUCCCAGCCAGAGGAGCCGGAGCCAAGCUGGGAUGGAGCACUGCCCCGGCGGUCCAGCUCAGUGGGCUACAUCGCCUCAGCAGAGGAGUACUACAGCGUCAAGUCCCGCAGCGAUCUGAUGUUUGAGAGACAGUCGGUGAGACACGGACUGAUGGCACGACCCACACAUGCAGCGAUCACGAAGCCUCAGGAUGAAGGAGGCGUGACGGAUCAGCUGUACACGGAGAUCAAGCCGGCCGUGGACGGAGCAAACUACAUCAUCAAACACAUGCGCAACAAGAACGACUACAACGAGGAGAAAGAUAACUGGAGUGGGAUCGCUCGUACGGUGGACCGUCUCUGUCUCUUCCUGGUCACCCCGGUGAUGACCCUCGGCACCAUCGUCAUCUUCCUCAUGGGAAUCUGUAACCACCCUCCACACCUGCCCUUCAAAGGGGACCCAUACAACUACAGAGAGGAGAACCCACGCCUACUGUAACACACACACACACCCCUUACAACACAAAGCCAUGUGCCUGUACCGGUGUCUGAACCCUGAAGUUUACUGCUUCUGAAUGAACACUGUUUUUGUUUGAUGACUUUUUAACUUUAAUUUGAAGUGAAAAUAAGUUUCCUGUUAUUCUGAUAUUAUUUGUGUGGUUUGAAUAAAAACAUAA
Messenger RNA from Notolabrus celidotus (New Zealand spotty), 1744 nucleotides. It is a transcript of the gene chrnd, whose product is annotated as cholinergic receptor, nicotinic, delta (muscle). The record is from RefSeq and is a predicted model, not a curated record. NCBI's taxonomy places the organism in Eukaryota, Metazoa, Chordata, Actinopteri, Labriformes, Labridae. Bases 1 to 1566 code for a protein of 521 amino acids. Gene Ontology annotation, biological process: regulation of membrane potential; monoatomic ion transmembrane transport; chemical synaptic transmission. The transcript is spliced from 12 exons. Gene Ontology annotation, molecular function: acetylcholine-gated monoatomic cation-selective channel activity; transmembrane signaling receptor activity. Gene Ontology annotation, cellular component: synapse; postsynaptic membrane; neuron projection.